Messenger RNA from Seminavis robusta, 963 nucleotides. NCBI's taxonomy places the organism in Eukaryota, Bacillariophyta, Bacillariophyceae, Naviculales, Naviculaceae. The record is from the annotation of a GenBank genome assembly.
AUGAUUGGUUGCAGACAAGCAUUGUUGCUGUGGCUGAUGAUGAUGAUGAUCUCCAGAACGGAUGCUUUGGCCACUUCCAUGAGCAUGAAAUCCAGACAACCUACCUCUGUCAAUGGCAACAACAUCAACAACAACAAGCCACAGCCACAAGAAAAAGUCAAUGGCGACAACGUGGCAGUCAAUUCCCUGGAUGCCUGGGUGCAGCUACGAUCGGGUAUUCGACCGGAUCAAGCCGAGGGGGUGUUUAGCGAUGUCUUCUUUUGGACCGCGGAUGGAGAACUUUACGAGUCACCCUCCGGCAAGAUGGUAGCUCGCAUUGAAGGUGUCGAGGCGAGUCAUGCCGUCCGUCUCCAUGACAACAUGGUGAGGAUCUUUAGUCGCAAGUUGGUCUGGUUUCUAGAUCCCGACACGUACGAGAUCAUGGACUCCUACCAAGGAAAACCAGUCAAACCCAUUCGGUAUGAUGCUCAAGUCUUUGAUUUUGAAAUAAUGGGCAAAAAGAAGAAGACUCCUGUUGUGGAGGAGCCAUUAUUGCAACCCAUUCAACCCUAUGUUGUCCGUAGUGCCCGUGUGGUACCCUGCAUGCCAAUCACUCCACGGUGGGGUGGUUGUUCGGACAUUCUCAUGUUCCAAGUACCCCUGUUCAUAGAUAUUGACAUUCCCUUGCCGAAUGGCCAAACACGGCGGUAUCAAGCAUGGGAGUUUUACGACUAUUACUUGGAUCAUAGUAAUGCAAACAAAAAACCACCCGUGCUCUCGUGGAUGCGACAAGGCAACACGCCUCCCUUUUGCAUGGAGGGGAAUGGUGUCAUGCAUGCACGCGGUCAUCGCGUUUCCAAGUUUCAAGAUUUGCCCGAAACGACACAAGAGUACGUCAAUGAAAACUAUCCACACUUUCGUGGACCACCCAAUGACAUGGAGGAAGUGGAUCGGCUCUUGGGAGAAGACGAAGAGAGCUCAUAA